Messenger RNA from Chaetomium fimeti, 1735 nucleotides. RefSeq lists its product as uncharacterized. The record is from RefSeq and is a predicted model, not a curated record. NCBI's taxonomy places the organism in Eukaryota, Fungi, Ascomycota, Sordariomycetes, Sordariales, Chaetomiaceae. The transcript is spliced from 3 exons. Bases 233 to 1438 code for a protein of 401 amino acids.
UCUGCAGGAGGAGCAAAUACCACCCGACGAAAGAGGUCCGAUCGGGGGGGUUGCAUGUUUGCCCACUCAGCCGCUGUUGUUCUGUCGUCUCACUCUUGAUUUUUAUUUUGUUUCUUCCACCGCGGGUUCCGUUGACUGAUGUCAAUCCUCCAUCGAUAAUAAUAGUUUUAACUCUAAAACUCCUUUGCGCCUCUUCCUAGUGGAAGCUGGCAGCAGUCUCUCCUCAUCAGCAAUGGGUUGGGACUUGAGACAAUGGGUAGCCCUCGCCCGUUCCACGCAGCUCUUGGGCUCGCUGGCCGCCGUCGGUUCCCACGGUUACUUGACCAUCCGAGUCAAGGAAUCCGAACACGGUCUGACAAAGGAGAUAGUGGUGCUCGAGUUGAUGGCCUGUCUCAUCCUCGGCUACUCCAUUCUAGCUCUCGUCAUCCAGCAAACUGGCCGACGGUCUAAGCAGACGCGUUGGUUGAUCGCCACUGUUGUCUUCGAUGUGGUGUUAGUUGCUGUACUGCUCGGCAUCAUCAGCGUCCUCGGUCGGGGUGGGCUGCCGAUGCACUGUGCCGGCCUGAACCGGAAAGACGCCCAUACUAUACCCCCUCCGGACGGAUUCGAUACCGUCGGCUUCAGCGAUAAAAGUGAUGGUCGACGAGGCGAGCUCGACAAGCUCUGCUCUUUCGAGCAUCCGUACUUCGCCAUUGCGAAUAUCCUCAUCUUUACUUACAUGUUCACCGUUACUGCGACCGUCAUUCGCAUCUUGGAACAGAAGUACUACACCAGGAAUACGAAGGUCAACGAGCUGCUGGAUUCGCUGGAGCGGGCCGAGGAUAUCAACUUGAAGCUUAUGGACUCCCCAUCACUGCGAAACGAAUCGCCUAGCCUGAAUCUACGGCCGCCCGCUAGCGAAGGCAUUCUCACGCGCAACACAUCUCUCCGCAGCAAUUUCACAGCCGCGACUUCAGUAGCCGCCUCGCACACCGACGCUCCUGGGCGCCCUUCGAUCCCGCGCCGCCCCAUCGGCCAAACCCCACCCGUUCCCAGACGGCCCAUACCCCCCACAUCGGCCACUCCGUUUAGCGCCGCGAGCCCGGGGGCAGGCUUUGUCCCCGUCCCCCUGGACGACGACAACAGCGCGGAAGCAGCGCUUGUAUCGGACGGCAUGCGACACCAACCGCCUCCGCAUCAACACCACCAACGCAACUCGUCAAGAGACCACCAACAGCCCGCGCAAUUUUCACGAAUGCCAAUGCUCUCCGAGGAAGACCAGUCCGCCGACGCCGCCCUCGUCUCAGACGGCAUGCGGCCCGGUGACCACACGCUGCCGCCCUACCACCCGGGCAACCGGCGCAUGUCGGGCCACGGCGGCGACAACGAGAUGCGGCUGAGCGGGUACGUCAAGGGGCAGACGCGGGCGCAGGAUAUGAAGGAUUCCGGGAGGUAUUGAUCUUCUUGCUUGUCCGGAUCUACAUUAUUCAUGGGUAGAGGCGUAAAAUGGGGGGGGGUUGUGGAGCGGCGAGCUUCAGAAUGGCGUUAUGAUACCACAUCGCAUUGUUCGGCGUUUUUCGGGGGUACAAGGUUUUCGGAGACUGGUGGCUGUUGAACGCGGGGAUCUUGGAAUAUUGGGUAUUGGGUUACACUGUACACACACAACAAACAUUCUGGGCUAUUUCUUAAUCACAAGUCAUAAGUCUACGCAGUAGCUAAUGAGCUGUCACAUUUAUUCACACCAAUCUGGGCCUCA